Messenger RNA from Calliphora vicina (urban bluebottle blowfly), 513 nucleotides. RefSeq lists its product as uncharacterized. The coding region runs from base 1 to 513 and encodes 170 amino acids. The record is from RefSeq and is a predicted model, not a curated record. Lineage: Eukaryota; Metazoa; Arthropoda; Insecta; Diptera; Calliphoridae. The transcript has 2 exons.
AUGUUUUCGACGGGACCAUUACAACGCUGGACAUUUGAAUUGGUUGAGAUGAGUAGUGGCUCCAGCAAUCCCGAUAUUUUAGACUUAAAAUAUGAAAUUGUACGUUUAGGUCGUGGUAAAUAUGGCUUCAGUGGUUUCAUGGAUUUCAAAGUCGAUUUUUAUGAUGAUGUCAAAGUUGGUGGCACCAUUGAAAGAAGCCGAUAUCGUGAUGGCCCCUACAGCAUGUUUCCAAUGGGCAUUCAAAAUGAAUCAUUGUCCAGCGUAAUGAAUAAAUACUACAAACAUAUUUUACAGCCGGUGGCGGAAAAGUGCUGUGAAAAUGCUCCAAUUAUUACGAAUACAUUUAAGGAGCCCUUAACAAAACGUAAUAUAACAAUUAAUAAUUGCGCUCUGUCCACCGAUAAUUUGCCAAAUGUAAUAAUGGAGGGUUAUUAUAGACUUCGUGUGACAUUAACUGGACCAGCUGAUAUAUAUGUGGAGACUAUAUCAUUGGUGGAACCUAAGAUAUUUUAA